AUGUUGAAGUCGAAAGGAAGUGACUCGGUGAAGCACCUACGAGGUUUUCUCUUAUCCCCCCAUCGCUCGCUCUCCGCCCACAUUUCUGCGGGAUCGGUGUCCGUUCCCGCAGAACCGAACUCGAUCGCCGUGGCAGACCAAAACCCCAACGAACCGCCUGCCUAUACGCCGCCUACUUCCAGUCUUGCCCCCCCUCAGCCGCGGUCGGCGACAUCGACUGCCGUGCCGUCAAUCCAACCCCCGGCCCCGCCGCACCUCCCUCCGCUUCUGAGCCGGAACCCUUCGCCCGACGACGCCGGUUCUGCCUCGACGUCCGCCCCUCGUCCCCACGGGGCAGUCGUGUCUUCCGAUAGCAAUCCCUCCACGCGCAUUCUUGAAGAGGAGGGAGAAGCGCAGAACGCAGCUGCUACACUAAGCACCACUGCUGCUUCUCGUCCCGACCCUAAGCGGAGACGCCGUGGAAGUAUGCUAGCAGAGCUCGGCAAGGGGGAGGGAUCAUCGGCUCGGUCUUCACAUUCGGCAUCUAACGGGUCUCGAGCUAGUGGGGGAAACCCGCCAGCAAUCGCAAGCACAAGCACAACCGCCAAGGCACACAGUGGCACCAUGCACAGUUCCAAACCUAACGGGGGCGGUCCCACGGCGGGACGACCGGCCACUUACUUUGGCCAUAACCGGGAAGAGGUUACACGUAUCUUGAUACAAGCGUUACAUGAUCUGGGCUAUCAUGCGGCGGCGGACAAUAUUGGGGAAGAGAGUGGGUUCGAGGUCGAAAGUCCCGAUGUGGCUGCGUUCCGAGAAGCGGUGCUUAACGGGUCAUGGAGCAAGGCGGAGGAGUUGCUCUGCGGCGACCGUAGGGGGUCACGAGGUGCUGGGCAAGCGGCGGCCGGAAGGGGGCUUGUCCUAGCCCCUGGAGCGGACCGCAAUACCAUGAGGUUCCGACUGAGGCAGCAAAAGUUUCUGGAGCUUUUGGAGUUGCGGGACACGGGUCGGGCGCUGGCCGUGCUUCGAAACGAGCUCACCCCUCUGUGCCAAGAGCAGCACCACACGCUCCAGGCUUUGUCGCGGCUACUAAUGUGCCAAGACGCAGAAGAUCUUAAGAGCCGGGCGAGCUGGGAUGGCGCCAACGGCCAGUCGAGGCAAAUAUUAUUGACGGUCUUAUCGGAGUCGAUAUCCCCGUCUGUCAUGCUUCCAGAUCAUCGACUAGCCGUUCUUUUGGACGGUUUGAAGCAGAGCCAGAUCGAGAGAUGCCGAUACCACACGGACAAUGUGUCGCCAUCACUAUGUGUUGACCACCUGUGUGAUAGGAACCGGUUCCCUACUGAGGUGGUGGCGGAAUUGUUCCACCCAACUCAGGACCCAUCAUCGAAGAGGACCGAUGAGGUCUGGCAGAUCCGGUUUUCCCCAAACGGCAAACACCUGGCAUCAUGCGGAAUAGGCGAGGCGGUCAAUAUCUGGGAUGUUGAACGGCUUACUCUGCUUCGGCAACUUCGUGGGCAUCAGAAAGCCGGAGUUGGCAGCCUCGCUUGGAGCCCUGAUAGUAAAUACUUGGUUACCUGCAGUUUUGACCACACCGCCAAACUCUGGAACAUCGAGACCGGCGAGUGUCUGAGAGCCUUAAACGAAGUCUACGAGGAACCAGUUAGCGGCUGUGCCUGGGCUGCAGACAGCCAAUCAUUCGUCACUGGGUCGUUUGACAAACAACAGUCGCUGAGGCUAUGGAACCUUCGCGGCGAUUGCCUACACACAUGGCCCAACGCACAUCGGACGGAGGAUCUUGCUCUUUCGCCUGACCAGCGGUGGCUUGUUGCCAUGGACGAGCAGUGCAACAUACAUAUCUACAACUUUCUCACCAGAGAGCACCUGUACGACUUGGCCCUCCGCGCAAGGGCGUCUUCGGUCAAUAUCAGCAGCGAUUCCCGAUUCGUCUUGGUGAAUAAAGCGGAUGGCCAGGCAGUUCUAAUCGACCUUAAGAGCCGUGAAACGAUCCAAACGUACAAGGGCCACUUGGCCGGGAACUUCACCAUCAGAAGCAAUUUUGGCGGGGCGGACGAGAACUUUGUGAUAAGUGGUAGCGAAGAUGGGCGUGUGCUCAUUUGGCACAAAUUGACGGGAGUAUUGGUCCACGAGGCUGAAGCUCAUCAUCCUGCGAGCUGCAACGUCGUCGUCUGGAACCCAACCAACCCAUUCAUGUUUGCCACGGCCGGUGACGAUGGGAAGGUCAAAAUGUACGUCCACCCUUCUCUCUUGUGCCCUGCUUCCGAGGGUUAA
Molecule: messenger RNA, 2268 nt
Organism: Dichotomopilus funicola
Lineage: Eukaryota; Fungi; Ascomycota; Sordariomycetes; Sordariales; Chaetomiaceae
Product: WD40-repeat-containing domain protein
Exons: 6
Coding region: 1-2268 (755 amino acids)
Biological process (GO): proteasome-mediated ubiquitin-dependent protein catabolic process
Cellular component (GO): GID complex
Molecular function (GO): protein binding
Source: RefSeq, a predicted model, not a curated record